Messenger RNA from Aspergillus aculeatinus CBS 121060, 1299 nucleotides. RefSeq lists its product as uncharacterized. The record is from RefSeq and is a predicted model, not a curated record. The transcript has 2 exons. Lineage: Eukaryota; Fungi; Ascomycota; Eurotiomycetes; Eurotiales; Aspergillaceae. The coding region runs from base 1 to 1299 and encodes 432 amino acids.
AUGGAUCCUCGGGAUAUUAACUUCAGAGCCAGAAAUGAGACCUACAGGAAGCUCCUCGAGCCUGGAUCGCCGUUCAACUGGAUGGAUGAAGCUUCGGAUGACGAUAUGACUUCGAGAGACGAGAUAAGCUCUACCAGCUCGACAGAGACACUAACAGUGUCGGACGAAGUGCUAAUGCACGAUUUCGAUGAGAUGGAUUUCGACAAGCCCUUAGAGAGUGAGAAGGAAGAGGUAUCUGCUGGCACCAGCAUGGAUUGGACUGCAACCGAGGCGAAUGAUGAGUCAUCUAAGAGGAGUCACGCUAUCCAAAGGGCUUACCAGAGUCUCGGCUACAACCUGAAUAACUUUCACCAAAGCCAGAGUCUAAAUACUGAUGGUCAUGGCAUGGAGCUUGGAGAAGCAGCACGUAAUGACUAUGGGGGGCUGGCCCCUUCACCGGCCUUUAGCGAGGACAUGGAGAGCGCCGAGGUAAGGCUCAUCAGGGUCGAAAUCGACCAUGAAUUCGAUGCUCGUGAGGCCUACAUGCACCACGUAGACGAGUCCGAGUCAGUCCACCACUUCAACUGGUUUGGGGAUCCCGUCCCACAAGAGAGUCGGACACCACCGGCGAUCUCACUCUUCUUCCAGCUAACCGACCCGAAGGUCCCCAGAGCUGGGGACGAGCUUCGCCUCAAAGCCCUGUUGAAGAAUGCUAUGGUCUACAUAGACCCGGUAGUUGUUGAUCUCGAAACUAGAGGACAAAGACUCCCAGGAACGAUCACUGACUUCGUUGAAUGGGCAUCCAAGCUCACGUUCAGGUACUACAGCCCACACGGUUGGUGGCGCAAUGAUCCCAGGGUAACCAACGAUGAGUGUCUGCAAGACCCUGGCAAUCCUUAUGACUAUCUGCUUGAGGACUUUGGUAUAGCUACUGGCUUCGUACAGAAAAAUAAAUUCCCGUCGACCCGGGAUUGGUUUGAGAGGCAACAAUCGCGGCUUGCCGAGCUCGAACAGACGGAUCGAAACCGGCACUUCAGGAGGGAGAAAGAGAAGUCUUGCAAGCCCUCGCCUCUUAGGGAGUCAAUUACUUGUGAGCCUGAUGAGACACCUCCCCAAAUCAGCGCCUUGACGGACAACUCGCUCGAGAGCUUCUCGACUCGAAUGAGGAUUAUGAGCGAUGUGCCCCAAAGCGGUGCUAAAACUGGCCUGCGACAAGAUCCGCACAGCCCGGACCUUUACACCUUGACCUUGCUACCAGAGUUGUCAGAGGAGGAGGAGGAGCAGUCCAGUCCUGAGGGGGGGGGUAAGGCUCUGAACUGA